Molecule: messenger RNA, 3200 nt
Organism: Ilyonectria robusta
Lineage: Eukaryota; Fungi; Ascomycota; Sordariomycetes; Hypocreales; Nectriaceae
Product: sulfate transporter family-domain-containing protein
Exons: 4
Coding region: 386-2773 (795 amino acids)
Biological process (GO): transmembrane transport
Cellular component (GO): membrane
Molecular function (GO): sulfate transmembrane transporter activity
Source: RefSeq, a predicted model, not a curated record
GGGGAAUAUGCCUGAUGAUCAGGUAAAUCCGGGCUUGGAAUGACAAACUCUCUGACGCUGUUUGUCUCUUAGCUUGUUUUUCGUUUUUUCCCCUCCGCUUUGCCUCACCGUCGUGGGAGGAUUAGAGUCAGUGGAAGCGACGGUUACCCAGGUAUCAUGCCUUUGUCGUCCCCUGUGUCGUUCUCGUUCUCCCUCGUCUCGCGUCACCUCCCGCCGUCCAUUUCUGUGCCACGCAACACCGACACCGCAACACCACGAAUCCACGAAUCGGCAACCAUCCGCUGCCCUUCGGACGCAGGUCGUUAACGACGCUCGACUCUUCGGUUAAGAUUGACGACGUCAGCUUCGACUUCAGCGUCGGCUUCGUCGUCUUCCCACCGACAUCAUGGCUUCCCACAGUCGAAACUCGUCCGCCAACGACCACCGGCCUGCGCAACCGAGCUCCCUCCGCCAGGCCCUGUCCGCCCAGAACCGAUCCUACGACGACCGAAUAAACAAUGGCGGUGACAAUAACGCAGCGGGAGACUCCUUCUCCUCGCCUCCCUCCUCGCCUGGCCCAGCGUCCCGCACCGCCAUCCCCGGCAUGUUCGCCAGCGAGUCGACGCCCUUGAUCCAGGACCAGUCCGCCACUUCCCGCCGAACGAGCGUCCACCCGGGCCUCUGCCGUCACGGAACAUUCAGCCCGCGACCCACGAGCCCGUCCGUCACCAUGCGGAGCACCGACGAGGAGAGCAGUGAGACGGCCGGUUCCGGUACUCACAUUCCCGUCCUCGACAGUGCCAUCACCACCAUUGUCGGACAUGACGACUGGAAGCGGUGGCUGAAGAAGAGGAUCAGGACCAAGAAGAUGGGCCACAGCCGCAUGCUGGCAGAGCAGGCCGGCUUCAAAGAUACGACCUCGAUGUACUUGGCCUACUACAUUCCCUGCUUGACCUGGAUGAGCCAGUACAAGAUGUCGUACCUCCGCGGCGACAUGGUGGCCGCCAUCACCAUGGCCUCGUUCUAUCUCCCCAUGGCUCUCUCCCUCGCUGCCAACCUCGCCCACGUCCCCGCGAUCCACGGCCUCUACGCCUUCGCCUUCAAUCCUCUCGUAUAUGCACUGCUCGGUUCCUGCCCCCAAAUGGUGGUUGGUCCCGAGGCCGCGGGUUCGCUCCUGGUGGGCAGCGUCAUCAAGGCAAACGUCGACUCGGGCAACGACAAGGAGGCCAACGAUCUUGUACAUGCCCAGAUUUGCGGCAUCAUAACGGGCAUGGCUGGAGCGACGGUUCUGGUAGCUGGUUUGACACGGCUGGGAUUCCUGGAUAGCGUCCUGAGCCGACCUUUCCUGCGAGGCUUCAUCAGCGCCAUUGGCUUUGUCAUUGCUGUGGACCAGUUGAUUCCGGAACUGGGUCUCACCGACCUGGCUGACGAGGUUGGUGUCAGCCAUGGCAGCCCGGUCGAGAAAAUUCAGUUCAUGAUUCGCAAUGUCAAUCAGACUCAUGGGUUGACAUUUGCUAUCGCCGCCAUUAGUUUCCUCUUCAUCAUGGUCUUCCGUGAAUUGAAGAAGCGCCUGCAGCCCAGGUUCCCUGGAGUCGCCUAUAUCCCCGAUCGAUUCUUCGUGGUCUUAGUCUCCGCCAUAAUGUGCUGGCAACUUGACUGGGAAAAUCAAGGUGUCGAGAUCCUCGGCGAGGUCAAAGCAGCCAACGGCAACCUUUUUGCCGUCCAUUGGCCAUUCAAGCUAGAGAACAUGCCGCACAUCCGGACUGCCAUGUCAACGUCUUUCCUGAUUGCCCUACUAGGCUUCUUUGAGUCGUCCGUUGCAGCCAAGAGUCUUGGUUCUAGCGAGACGAUCCAGGGAAUCCAGCUCAGUGCCAACCGAGAGCUGAUUGCGCUUGGAGUCGCCAAUCUUGUCGGCGGAUGCUUCAUGAGUGUUCCUGCUUUUGGCGGUUAUGGUAGAAGUAAGGUGAACAAGAGUACUGGUGGCAAGAGUCCUAUGAGCUCAAUCUUCUUGAGUCUCAUUGCUCUUCUCUCCAUCUUGUUCCUUAUGCCCUACUUCUAUUACCUUCCCAAACCUGUUUUAUCAUCGAUGAUUUCUGUUGUGGCUUGGUCGCUGAUAGAGGAGGCGCCUCAUGACAUUGGAUUCUUCCUGCGCAUCCGGGGAUGGAGCGAGCUGGGUCUCAUGGCCAUGAUUUUCUUGGCCACCAUGUUCUACUCGCUGACUCUAGGCAUGGCGCUGGGCGUCGGACUGUCGAUUUUGCUUGUUAUUAAGCACAGCACCCGGCCGCGAAUCCAGAUUCUUGGUCGCAUCCCGGGGACGAACCGAUUCGAGAAUGCUGAGGGAGAAGACAACAGCCUCGAGUUUGUCGAGGGAUGCCUCAUUGUGAAGAUCCCCGAGCCUCUAACGUUUGCCAACACAGGAGAGCUCAAGUCGCGCUUGCGUCGGUUGGAACUGUACGGUACGUCGAAGGCUCACCCGGCGCUUCCGCGACUUCGCAGCCAGGACUCCAACCGCAACGUCAUCUUCGAUAUCCACGGUGUGAUUUCCAUGGACGGAUCAGGCACCCAGGUGCUCGAGGAAAUUGUUCGCAACUACCACGACCGUGACGUGCGCGUCUUCUUCUCGCGAGGACCGACGAGCCCGGACCACCCCGUGUGGCGGCUCAUGGUGAGCAGCGGCAUCGUGGCGCUGGCAGGCGGAGAGUCGCACUUUGUGAACGACGUCGAGGAGGCGUUGAGGCUGACGGAGUAUGAGGAGAGCCUGAGUGGAGAGCAGAGCCGACUGAGAGGUUAUUAGACGGCUCAACGAAGAGCGUAGACGAAGUGGAACGCGGGAUUAAGACGGUGGACUAGUGGGGGGUGCAUAAAAAUGGUGACGAGAAGAACACAUGGCAUGCUUGGCGUCAUGGUUCAUAUGCUGCAGAGUGGAGGAGAUACCAUACUGGGUUGCAUUGACAUGGCAUGGAGGGGCAUCGACAAGGGCGAGAGGGAGCCCGCUGGGGGACAAACUGCAUAAUCACGAAUAUAUCUAGAUACACAUGGAAGCAUGGCGCUUUUGGGCUUUUGAAAUAGAUCAGACAGUAUUAUCCUUAUCUUCGCGAUCCUUAUCUUUGUGAUAGCGGUGUUGGUCUUGGACAAUGCAAUGCAGAGUGAACGCCAUGGCUCAAACCUGCGCUCCCCCCAAGCGCUUACCAUGUAGGUGAUAGCUGCUAUGUAAAUAAGAA